Lactuca sativa (garden lettuce) is the source of this 1903-nucleotide messenger RNA. Its product is annotated as RNA demethylase ALKBH10B. Gene Ontology annotation, molecular function: demethylase activity; mRNA binding. NCBI's taxonomy places the organism in Eukaryota, Viridiplantae, Streptophyta, Magnoliopsida, Asterales, Asteraceae. Gene Ontology annotation, biological process: mRNA catabolic process. The record is from RefSeq and is a predicted model, not a curated record.
CACCUAUACAUACAGAUCGUUGUAUGCAAUUCGUUCUCUCCAUCUCUCUCACCAUUGCUCUCUGUUUCUCUCUCUAAAUCUCCACAAGUUUUUUAGGCGGAGGUAGUAUCAAUCACCGACUGGCCGUCGUUAUAUCCCGGAGGGAAAAGGCCUUAUAGUUUUAUUUUGUGUAGCUGUAAGAGAGAGGAUGGCGCCGGCAUCCGGCGUUUCUUCAUCUUUAGAUCGCGUCCCAACGAUGAUGCCGGUACAGCCGGGGAUGAUCAUGCCUGGGGCGUUUGCGAAGGACGCAAUUAUUUCGUGGUUCCGGGGGGAGUUUGCGGCAGCGAACGCGAUCAUUGACGCUCUGUGUGGCCACCUCUCUCAAUUAGAGGGCGGAAGAUGUGAGUACGAGACUGUUUUCGCUGCUAUACACCAGCGUAGACUAAAUUGGAUCCCAAUUCUUCAGAUGCAGAAGUAUUUUUCCAUCGCCGACGUUACUGCGGAGCUUCAGAAGGUGAUUGAGGAGAAGACGAGAUUGGGAGGCAUUGAUAAAAUCGAAGAAAUCAAUGUUUCUUCUCCGGUGGAAGAGAAAAACCUCGAGAUUUCGCUUGAGUGCACUGAAAGCAAUGGAAAUGGCGAUGCUGAGGUUAUUGAUGAAGAUUUUAGCAGAGACGAUUCACCAAACAGUGAGAUCACCGAUACAGGAUCUCAAGAGGUUCAUUAUUUAGCAGAAACCAAGGAAGAAAACAAGGAGCUAAUAUGCUCAAAUCAAGAACAACAACAAAAAGAAGACUGGGAGGCUCGGCGUGCUAAGAUCAAGCUGACAAAAGGGUUCGUAGCCAAGGAGUCUGUAAAAGGACAUAUGGUGAAUGUUGUAAGAGGUUUGAAGUUGUAUGAAGACAUACUUAACGACACUGAGCUCUCCAAGUUAAAUGACUAUGUGAACCAACUACGAGUUGCUGGCCAAAACGGACAACUCUCAGGUCAGACGUUUAUCAAGUACAACCAGCAGUCAAAGGCAAUCAAGCGAGAGCUCAUUCAGUUUGGUGCUCCUAUUUUUGGUCAAAUAAAAGAUGACGCCACAACCAAAUCCCAAAAUAGCCACAUGGAGCCAAUUCCCGCCCCUCUUGAAAACAUCAUCGACAAUCUGAUUCAAUGUCAUCUGAUUUCUGAAAACAGACGACCAAACAGUUGCAUCGUUAGCUUUUUUGAUGAGGGUGAAUUUUCACAGCCUUUCUUAAAACCACCUCAUCUAGAACAACCUAUUUCCACUCUUCUUCUUUCCGAAUCAACAAUGGGUUUCGGGCGUACUCUAGUCUGCGACAACGAUGGAAACUAUAAAGGAUCACUCAUGCUCUCCCUAAAGCAAGGAUCCCUGUUAGUGAUGAGGGGAAACAGCGCUGACAUGGCUCGCCACGUCAUGUGUCAAUCUCCAACUAAGCGAAUCAGCGUCACCUUCUUUAAAGUACGAAUCACAGACACCUGUGAGAACACAUCAUCAGCAAUGACAGUGUGGCAACCAAGUGUUCCAAAUCAUGUACCGGCUGGAACACUUGAAGGCUGUGAUCAUAGGACAGGUGUCGUUUCCAAAUGGGGCGUAGGCGUCCUUCGUGCUCCACAACUGCUUAUGUUAGCACCAGUCCGUCCAAUGGUGAUGACCCCGAGAAGGUUACCCCGUGGCGGCACCGGAGUUUUCUUACCGUGGACUGUCGGGUCAAGAAAACCCGCAAAACAUCUACCUCCUCGUGCACAACGAGGUCGUCUUCUUGUAGCUGAAACACAUAGAGCGGACCCCACCUCCGAUUUAGGCAUCAGUGUUGCUUAAUUAAAAUUUAAACCCAUGUUUUUCUAUUAGCAGCACUUAAAAUUUCACAUUAGAAUUGGCAUUAAUUCGUUAUUAAUUAAAUAGACUUUUAUUAGUUUA